AUGUAGCUUAGGCUUCUUUAGAGUUAAAAGACCCACAUCAUGCAGCUAUAUAUUACUGUACCAUCUAAUUCUAAUUCAUAGGAAAGACACUGAGCAAUAUUUUCUCUUGUGACGAGUAAAACAUGAUGGGACAGAAUAUUUGUAUAAUACACAAUACAUUUUGAGGUGUGCUAUGUAUAAUCAUUUUAGGAGUCCACAUGCAAGGAACCUUUUGCUGGGGGGUGUAUUCAGUGCAUUAAGGAUCGUGGGUACAGUACUCGUUUAAUUCACAUCAAUAGUCACAAUUUUCCUUUUGGUAGAGAUCAUACACAUACUCGUAAGGGUAACGUUCUCGGCCUAUCAACUUCAAGUACGACGUAUGUUAGGAUUGAGAAUAAAAAAUUGGAAGUUCUGAAAAUUUUCCAUCAGUUCGCCUUUUUUGCCUGUAAUCCUUCUGCUAGUGUUAUCACUGGGCUCCUUUCAGAGCCCUAGUCAGUGUGCUUGCAUCGAUGGGAAUAACAUAGAAUCAUCGAUAAGCAGUUGCUGACUCACUAUUCUCCAAUGGAUACAGACAAAACGAAUGGUGUCAUUGCAUAUGCAAUGUUUUGACCAUGUGGGAUAGGGUGGUUAGCAAUCUCAAUUCUUCAAAAAGAGUAAAAAACUGUUCACAAACAGAAGAUUCACGACAGCUCCAGAACACUGAUCCAGCUAUAUGCUGGAACGCCGAGAAGAGGGGUAAAGAAUCCAUGAACUCAAAACAAAAAUAGAGUUGGGAUGGAGAAAAUACAGAGAACCAAGUAGACAAGACGGUGCAGCAUGUCGAUCAUGUCACAUAAUUCGGUGGCAGCUACUUGCAAGCUACCAGGGCUUUUAGAAGAAAACCGAGGGAGGAAAUGUUCAAAGGGGAAACACGUAAGGGAGAGUAGAGGCAAGAUGCCAAGAUGUGGCCACUGCACCAGCAGGAUAUAUAUAUCAUCGCUGCAUUAUUAUGACAUUUGAAACACACAACAUGUUGUGACCAUAACUAGAUGUCUAGGAAAUCUUGUUCGCAGAACGUAGUCUUUUCGGUCCACGUCAGUCAUGUCGUGGCACUCUUUUCGCGAACCAGAGAGGAUCUGGUCGUUUAGCAUGACAAUGAGGUUAUAAUAGUGUGUUGGGCAUCGUGCUGCCCAUGUGGGGACAAGUGUCCCUGCAUUGGUCACCCGGCAAUUAUAGCAAAUUCCAGCAGAAAGCCAUUUUCCCUGUCUGAAAAUGUAUAAUAAAUGAAUGGAGUCACUGGAUGGGACAUACUUCUUCAGCUGCCACGAGGCACCAUGUUCCUUUGCGAAAAACAGGGUGGAUCUGUUUGCAGCUCUUGUUAAUAUCAUUGCUCUUUGACGGAAUCCCUGAAGCAUCACCAGAUUCCGGUGAGUAAAACAGAACAUAGUUAAUUAUUGUCUGUUCCAAUUUUCUGUAACAAAUGGCCAUCUACUUUUAGUCUCAGGACAGAAUUAAUAAGUUGUUGUGUCAUGUUUUACUGUAAGGAAAUGGUUAUUGUUCACUUCAUUGGUACAAAACAUUUCUGUUCAUCUCUGUCAACCCUUGAACAUUUAUAAUGCAAAUCUUAGGUUCAUUUUGUUUCAUUUGUCUAGCUGCACAUCGUGCAUGGUAUCUAGCAAUGUAACCCCAUUCCAUGUGGCCUCCACAUCAUCUAGUUAGUGAGACAAGAGGUGCAGAAGCAUAACAAUAAAAAACCCCAGCCAAUCUCCCACACUACACUACAGUAUGUCCUGUCAGUAUACAACCCCAACAUGCAACAUGCAGUAGCCCAGGAGGGCUGUCUGCAUGCUCCAUCACAUGGCCACCCUAAGCAAAUGCAUGCGGAGAACACACUUCCAGGCUAAUCAAUCAUGCAUGCCCAUAUCAUUUGCUUUGCUUAAUCUUUCUCAUUUUAGCUUUUAAGCACUACCACUUCUUAGUGUGAUGACACAGCUAAGAUCUAAUCCUCACGCUUAAACAAUCAAUCAAGCGAGCAAGUUGGGCUCAAGAGAUCUAAACGCCGGGCAGGUGGCAGCAGUGUUCAACUUUUUCGCUUUGACCCCAACCGCACGCACCUAAUCAAGAUUCUUGCGCUUGGUUAUAACCACUAACGAGAACAUGCAUUGUGAUAUUAUUCUAUCUCCCACAUGUGGUGUUAACUACUAGUAACUAGUGCUAAUUCCAGCUUGGCCAGACACUUCCCAUUGGCUGUGGGCAUCAUGUUGCUGCAAUUAUAUGCUCAUGUUACUAGUUAAUCUCUUGUCUGUUGUAUUUUUUGCUGUCAGAAGGGAUCUGGAUAGGUUGCAACUGGGAGUAAAAUACGCGUCCGAACUGAUCGUCUGGUGCGAAAAUCGACGACCAAGAUCCACUUCAGCUUGGUAGUGACCUGUGAGGGAUCUGUGGUGGGAAGCGGCACGUGUCUGAUCCCUGAGCGUCGGUUCGUUUGUGAUGUUUGAUCCUGACCGUCGGGUGCCUGCUGGUGACAUCAUCUGUCUUUCUUUCUUGCUGAGGAGAAUGGGGCACAUUUCUGACCCUGCGGGUGCCGUGGUGGUGGGCUGCAAAGUGCUGCCCAUCUUCCACGAGAACGGCAUCGUGGACGGCGCGGUGAAGAGGAUCGUGCACAGGAUCGACGGGAAGAAGGCGGUCGCCCGGGUGAAGGAGCUCCUCAAGUGGGCCGCCCAGGCCAGGCCGUACGGCAGCAGCAACGGCGUCAGCGGCAAGAAAUGGAAGCAUUUUCUGAGCUUCCAGGGAAGGGAUGGCGGCGGUGCUGCAGCACCAGUAUCAAAGUGUGAUGACGACACGAGCUCCGGGUCCGGGUCCGGGUCCGGCGGCAAGCUGAGCUUCAAGUGGGAGGCGGGCAGCUGCUCGUCGGCGUCGUCGGUGCUAUACUCGCCGCUAUCUUUCGCGUCGGCGCCGGCCGGGAGGACGGAGCAGCAGACGCCGUCUCGGGGGAACGGGAACUACUAUAACUGUAGCAACGGGUACGCGUCGCGGCUGUCGUCGGUGAGCCAGAAGAGCACGUCAUCGGAGGCGUGCCGGAUGGCGCAGUGGAUCACCACCGAUUCAGACUUUGUGGUGCUGGAGCUGUAAGUGAAAAACAAAACAGUACGCGUCAUUAACUGAAGAUGGCAACAGCAGCAGCAGCAGGAGGAUGUUGAGAUGAAACAAGACUUUUGGGAAGCUGGUGAUGAUGACUCAGCCUCCCUUAUCAAGCUAGCUAGUUAAUUAGCCAGUGUUGUUAAUUACUUUAGUUAGUUAGGGAGGGAGGGAGCUUAAGCUGAUGCAGAUGCAUGUGCUAUCAUUUAGACUGAUGAGAAGCAAUUAAUCAAGCUGAGCUGAUGCUGAUGCUGAUGCAUGAUGGAGCAGCAAAGCAAAGCAAGCAAUGAUGGAGUUGUCAAAUUAAGUUACGUGUAUAUACACUAGCAGUUAUCCUAUAUAUGUGCGUGUCUUUUUUGAUUGAUAUAAAUAAUAAGUCCACACGUACAAUUUUUUUUUGUUCUUGAAGGGAAUGCCAUCUGGCUCAUUUUAUAUAUAUUGAGAUAAAGACAUGUUAAAUUUGUUCUUAUAUAUGUGUUGCUAUUAA
This is a messenger RNA of Hordeum vulgare subsp. vulgare (domesticated barley), 3580 nucleotides long. RefSeq lists its product as uncharacterized. The transcript has 4 exons. The record is from RefSeq and is a predicted model, not a curated record. The coding region runs from base 2446 to 3087 and encodes 213 amino acids. NCBI's taxonomy places the organism in Eukaryota, Viridiplantae, Streptophyta, Magnoliopsida, Poales, Poaceae.